Molecule: messenger RNA, 6414 nt
Organism: Drosophila elegans
Lineage: Eukaryota; Metazoa; Arthropoda; Insecta; Diptera; Drosophilidae
Gene: fid
Exons: 4
Coding region: 680-4981 (1433 amino acids)
Biological process (GO): tRNA wobble uridine modification
Cellular component (GO): nucleus; cytoplasm
Molecular function (GO): S-adenosylmethionine-dependent methyltransferase activity; tRNA binding
Source: RefSeq, a predicted model, not a curated record
GAACGGACACGAGGGCUGGAAAACGGCUAAAUCAACGGGAAAAUCUCACACACGCGCACUUACACACACAACUGCACACGGCUCUGUAUAUAUAUAUAUAUAUAUAUACACAUAUAAGUGAAGCGCCAAGUGCCAGUGUCCUAGAAAUUAAGCAGAAUAUCGAGAAUAAAACCAAAUCAAAGGCGAUAAUGGAAAAUUAAACAGGAAGGCCCUUGGAUGAGGCCAAAUGAAAUGUGGCCAAAGGAAAAGUGCAAGUGAAAAGUGCCAGGAAGAAGCAAAAAAUCACACACUCACCCACCAGUACACCAGCACACACACACGCACACAAAGGAAACGUCAUAUGCCAGAGGCAUUGACAGGAGCUCCCGUGGAAAAGCAUUUUGUGUAUCCUAUUUUGUGUGGCAGCGCCAAGAGAGCGUGUCCUUAGCCACAGUGGCCAACAACAACAGAAACAAAAACAAGCACUGCAAUUACACCGUGUUGUUGCCAUAAUGAUAGAUUUCAAAACUAAAUUGAGCAAAUUAUCGUACAGAACGUGCCUCGCUUCGAAAGUCUAAAAAUAAUCGCGCGUCGCCAGCUUGUCGAGGGCCCGAGUUUCUCGUUUCAUUUCCCAUCAUCAGCCAAACGGCCAACGGGAUGUCGAAGGGUCUAAAGUGCCGCAACUGACUUUAAAUUAUGCAUGCACAUUGAUUUUCCAACCACUGCCCAGUUGCUGUUGCUGUCGUUAUAUCCCCAUCAUUGUCGCAUGUUAUCAGCGGAACUGGCGUCGUCGACGGCUUUGUUGAAUGCGAGUUAUCAGCGCAGCAGCAACGGCCCCACAAAAGAUGAAGUGUGCCCCUCGACAACAAGUGACAAGUGCUACACAACGACAGGAGCAAAAUCAGGAGCAGCGCCAGCAAUUGCAACAGCAGCAGCCACAAUGACCAAGCAAUUGACAACGGCAACUGCAACGAAUGCGGCAUCGGGAAUAGGGCAGCCGGGUGAUUUGGCGCCCACAGUGAUAUCCCCGACCGCAGCCACGACACUCGAGACAGGAUCAAGUGGAAGAGCAGGUGGCACCACCACCACCAUCUCGCCUGUCAGCGAAACUACAAAGACUGUGGCACAGUCCGCCAAACCGGCGGCUGAGGAGAAGCCCUCGAGUAGCGAUGCCAGUGGCAGAUCGGCGGCUCUGGAGCGUGCCUACGUGCACGAUGUUUACGAGAACUGCGAGGAGCCCACCGGACCUGUUCGUCCUCGGAUGGCCCACUUCCUCAGCGGCCUCGAUCCCGGAUCCGUGGUCUGCGACGUGGGUUGCGGCAGCGGAAGGUAUCUCACCCAGUGCAAUCCGGCCAUCUGCACCAUCGGCGUAGAGCGCUGCUAUCGCCUGAGCAAAGUAGCCCACCAAAAGGGCGGCGAGGUGGCCCUGUGCGACAAUCUGGAACUGCCGUUCCGGGACGACAGUUUCGAUGCGGUCUUGUCGCUGGCGGUGGUGCACCACUUUGCCACCACGGAGCGACGUGUCCAGGCGCUUAGGGAGCUGGCCAGGAUCCUGAGGAUCGGCGGCCGGGUGGUGAUCACUGUGUGGGCGCUGGAGCAGCGACAUCGGCGCUUUGAGUCGCAGGACGUGCUGAUCCCUUGGCAGCCGCCCAAGAAUCGGAACUAUUCUUACUCGGAUGAGGAGGACGAUGACAACUUUCAGCCGCCCUACCACGCCUACACCGAGGACUCGACGAACUCCAGUCGAUCGGCUGGGGAUGGGGAUAGCUCCAGCCUCAGUUCAUCCUCGCCGGGCGAGUCCUGCUACAGCUUCGUUCGCCGGGCCAUUCAGAAACUGGCCCGUGGACGUCGGCAUGCGUGGUUCAUGGAUUCGUGGUCCUCGAAGGACACCAAGAACGACAGCAGUUUGGACUACGAGGACGCCAAGGACCUGCCCAUCGAGCUGCGUCGCCUGGAGGACUUCGAAGACUUUCCCGACCCACCACUAUCAGCUGGUCUCAAGUCCCGCAGCUUGGGCAGUAUCCUGCAGCCACCGCCCCGCCAGAUUGUCCGCUCCCGCUCCAGUGUUCCCAGUCUGGGAGGUCCUUUGAUUCCCGGCGACUCGAAGGCCAGUGCGGCGGCUCUGUUACUCAAUGCCCCCGAGGGUCAACAGCUUCAGUUGCAACUGCAGAUGAAUGGAAGGCAUUCACCCACCACCACGGCCAGUGCUGGGAACACCUUGAGCCGCCGGCCCAAGCUCAUCAAGCAGAAGCAGUCCUUGUGCGACGAUGACGUCGCCACGCCUCCCGCCCCCGAGUCCUUCCAGAUGGUGAGUACCUUGAAUGGAUCCAAUGGCGGUGUGAUCAGCAGCUUGUACACGAGGAGUGGCUGCUAUGCUGGGAACUUUCACCAGCAUGCCUCGUCCUCGUCGACGGCCACGUCCUCUUCGGGAGAUCCUGGUGAGGGAGCUGGAGGAGCAUGUUCGGUAGGAGCAUCUGGAGGGCCCACCUUCCUGCGCAAACAGAGCUCGCUCAACGAGGAUCUGAUGGCUUGCAAUCGCCUGAGGGAAAAGGAAAGGGUGCGCAAGCGCAUCCAAAAACAGACCUCCCUGAACGAAGCCUUCCUGUGUCGAUCGGCCCUGUUCUCCAAACGGCUUCAAGUGAUCCGCGAGGGCUUCACCACCAAGAUCAAGAGCUCGACGGGCAGCCUGGAAAGGGUGACGAAGACGGGCAUAAGCAAGCUGAUCCAAAACAUAAAGAGUGGACCGCAGGCGCAGCCAAAUCCGGUCCAGAAUCCCGCUCAAACGGACAAAAGCCCCACGCUGAAUAACAACAAUAAGCAGGGAUCGUCGGCGUUGGGUCAUCAGCACCAUCAUCACCACCACCACCACCCGGUUCACCAUCUGUCCCACUUGAUACUGCCUGCAUCGUCGACUGCGGGACCAGUGACGUACUGCAGCACCGUGGAGUGCACAAUGGGCAGCCUGUGCCACUGCAGCCAGUACCAGCAGGAGUGUCCCGCCUGCGCGGACGGCGGUCAGGGCGACAAGGCCCGGCGGCACUCGCGGGAGUCCGGCUCGGACUCCUCCAAGGACAGCAGCCUGCAGUCGGACACCAGCAUCGAGUCCGAGGACAGCUUCGCCUCGGUCAUAUUCAUACCCAAGCCGGAGCAGCAUCAGCAGCAGUUGAACUACCAGCAGCAGCACCAGAACUCCAACUCCAGUUCGAGCAACUCCUCGUCGAGCAACGGUCAGCGGGCUCAGGGUGCCGCUGGCCGGGAUCAGGGAGUGAAUGCCGGCUCUCGACUGCCACCCACCACCCACUCAGUGCCAACGUCGCCGCUCAUCAUGCCCUGCCCUCCCACUCCGGCCCAUUCGCCGGCUGCCAUUCAGGGCACGGUGACCUCCCCGCCGCAGUCCACGUCGGCUGUUUCCGCGGCCAUGGCCAUCCUGACCCCACCCUCGAAGCCAGCUCGCUUCAGCUUCGAUGAGGCCCACAUCAAGCAGCAGAAGGAGCAGCAGAAGGAGCAGCAAAUGGACCUCCACAAGGAGCCGACCAGGGAGAAGAGAGAGCCACCAAGGGAGCCGCUCAAGGAGUCGCCACCUGUGCGCCGGAUCACCCGCCAGGCCAUCAGAGAUCUGCCACCCAUUCCCAAGUUCCGGAAACAGCAAUCGCUGCAGCUGCAGCGUCAGAGUUUUCCCAUCGUGCGGAGAGCUUCGGGCUCGGGGGUCUCCACUUCGGCCUCCUCCUCAUCGCUGGCCAGUAAACUGCUCUCCUUGGAGCUCUUCAAUCCGGCCACCGAUGAUCUGGACAGCGAUUCCAGUGAACCCUCCUCGCCCGACUCCAUAGACAGUGUGAUUAGCGCUCCCAGGCUGGCCAAGGCGCCAUCGGGAAGUGACGAGGGAGGAACGGCCUCCGCGAACUCAAACUCGAACUCCAACUCCGCCUCCCAGGACGAGGGAGAGCCCAGUUUGGCGCAGAUGAUCAGCCGGCAGCAGGAGCAGUACCACAAGGGAGAGCUGCAGAUCAAUAACUCGCGAUCCCAGGCCGAAGACGAUAUAAUACUGAAUGCGGCCAGUGCCACUCUGCUGCCCGAAAAGAGAGAGGCCACGCAGAAGCAGGAUUGUGCGGAGUUCGCGGAGCAACUGACGGCCCAACUGCAGCGGGAACUGGAGGACAAGAGCAGCCGCACCGAAUGCCGAUAUCUGGACGGCAUCGGAAUGGGCGAUCUUUCCGAGUUCUUGGGCGGCGGCAAGAAGCGCUCCAAUGGCGACCUCAGUACUUUUCGUGAUGAGCUCAGGGAACGUCGUCUGAUGUUGGCCAAUCUUUCCACGCAGCCGAGUCUCCAGCAAUCGCCGGUCAGCUCAUCCACCUCAUCGCUGUCCUCGCAAACGCGCAGCUUCACCAUCCAGGAAGAGGACGGUGAGGAGGAGGAGGAGAACGAGUCCAGCUAUUCGCUGGGCGUUUACGAGCACUGCAAGAUCUCGAAGUUUAGCUACAAGAGGAAUCGCCACUACCAGCUCAAUCCGGAGACAGCCUACCUCCUGCAGGACGAUGGCGAUAGUGAUGUGCGCGACGACGAGGACGAUGUCAUACCCGAGGAGGAGGAGCUGGAGGAGCAGGACGAGGAUGCGGAGGCAGAGGCCCUGGAAGCCCGAGGCGGUGACCAGCUGGGCGAGGGCAUGGCCGAUUACGGCCAACGCAGGCGCAACAUGGCCGCCCUGAAGGUCCAACCACCGGCGAGUCAGCAACAGCAGCCCAAACAGGAGCCAAGCCAAACGGCGAACCUCCAACAGCGACCCUCCAACGAAUCCCUGGAGCACUCGAACAGCUCCACCAACUCCCUGGACAGCCCCUCGCAGGGAGGAGCCAGUACCCACCAUCGCUACUACCAUGUGUUCCGCGAGGGCGAACUGGAUGCCCUAAUCAACCACCAUGUGGCCAGUCUGCACAUCGUUAGCUCCUACUACGAACGGGCCAGCUGGUGUGUGGUGGCCGAAAAGGUCCAGGUCUGGACCAUCUAAGCACCCCAUUCUUAAAAAAGCGGAUUCGAAAUAAACGAAAUGUUUAUGUUCUGGGAUCGAAAUAUAAAUACCCAAGGUAGAUAGCCAGAAGAUAGGGUUCUUUGUAUUUGUUUUUAUAAAAGAGCUAUGUUUAAUACGUUUUAAAAAAUUAUUUCAAUAGACCUAAUGUUGACUUAAAUUGUACUGUAAGACCACACUGCCAACUUUUGAAAAGUGUGGCCAACUUUAAAUAAGCUUAAUUUCAAAUUCUUAGAUAUUUUAUUUAUAUUAUAUUACAUAUUCGUUCUAAAUGAAGAACCCAUCAACCCGUUUCCAUUUGAAUCCCUGCUCCAAAACGAAUGCCCAUUCCUAGCUGUAGUCUAUAAUCUGAUGCCCCCAAAGGAAUUGUUAAAUUUAGUCUAUUACUCUAGUCGGCUGCUGAAUUGGGGGGGGCGGGAAACCCGUCCUCCGGUUCAGCAGUAAUUUAUUGUUAGCAGGCCUGCUCAAGGAAGCGAACGCAGGAUUACACUGCAUUGAAAUUCAAUUUCAAAGGGAAACCGUAGCUAUAAGAUCUAAACAAACCGAAUCGAAUACGAGAACGAUAACGAAACAACGCAGGCUUAAUACAAAUCUUACUAGUUUUACGAGCAUAUUCUAUAUACAACGAGCAUCAGUUUGUAUCUAGCGCUUUCUUCAGACUAAGUUUCAAGCACCUGUGUAGCUAUCAUUUUGAAGCGAAUAACCAUUAAACGUCCAUUAAAACAAAUUAAUCUAAACCACUUAUCCAUUACAGGAUAUACAGCUAGAUAAAGUAAUAUAGCAAACUCAUAUACACACUCCUUUGCGCUGCAAAGAAGACCCCUCGAACAAACGUAUAUCAAUAACUGCAUUUAAAUCUAUGAGAAAACCAUUAUUAUACCAAAAUCAAAACAAUAUACAAAUUUACUAAACAAGCUCACAAACAAUUUUCCACAUAUAUUUUUCACCUGUUUAAGUGCACUAUUUGAUUUCCAUCUAUUAUAUAAAGUAUCUAACUCACUUCCCAAAAAUGGCCAAUAAACACGAUUGUAACAUAAGCCUAUGCCUAAACUUAAAUUUUUUGUCAACAUAGGAAACGGUUAUUUAAAAAAUAACGCAAAACAUUUUCAAUAAAAACAAAUAUAUCUAUAUGCGACUGUACAUGUGUUUUUUAGCUAGCUAAACUUACUUUAUACCGUAAAAUAAUAGAACAAUUAAAUAAAUAUUAACUAAAGUUGGAGACAACACUAAAUCACUACAGAUAGAAUUCAAUUUGGACCUACUACUGCUUGAAAUGCUGAAACAUUAUAAAUAUUAGGUAUUGCUGGACAAUGUACUUAUAAUUUGCACAGAUUCCACCAAGCACACAUUCAAAGGAAAAACCAGAACCCCAACUAAGACAGAGCAAAUAUUCAAUAUCGAUAAUUUGUAAUGCA